Trachymyrmex cornetzi is the source of this 775-nucleotide messenger RNA. Its product is annotated as microsomal glutathione S-transferase 1. The record is from RefSeq and is a predicted model, not a curated record. The coding region runs from base 235 to 672 and encodes 145 amino acids. Lineage: Eukaryota; Metazoa; Arthropoda; Insecta; Hymenoptera; Formicidae. The transcript has 2 exons. Gene Ontology annotation, cellular component: membrane.
AAAUUUGCCGGAUACAUAUAUGUAUCGCGAUACAAUGUAUAUAUAGUCAAGAAUUGGAUAUCUGUUCAAGUAUGUGUGUGGUGAAAUAGAGAACGUGUCGGUAUGUGAGAGGUGAAAUGGAGAACGUGCCGACCAUUAACGAGCAAUCUUUCUACUAACUGCAUACAACUUAAAAGAGGUAGAGCCAUCAUCAGUCAUUAUAUGUUUUGAGAAGAAAUUUGAAAUUCACGAAAAAUGUCUGAAAUAAAUCCAGAAGUACUCAAAGUAUUUGGCUUUUGGAGUAGCAUUUUGGUUCUGAAAAUGCUGGCGAUGGUGCCGUUAACUGCACGACAGCGAUAUCGAAAACACAUACUGGCAAGUCCAGAAGAUGGUGUCUUCAUAAGUAAAGGCAAAGCUGUUUACAAUGAUCCAGAUGUGGAGCGUGUACGUAGAGCACACUUGAACGAUUUGGAAAACGUUCUUCCUUGGUUCAUAAUCACGUACUUUUGGCUAGGAACAGGACCUUCACCAUGGUUGGCCAAAACUUUGAUACAAACCUUUGUACUUUCCCGUAUAGGUCACACUAUAUCAUAUGUAAUUUUUCAACAACAACCUCUCAGAGCGAUAACUUUUGCUGUGGCAUUUGGAAUUACAGGUUACGAAACAUUUAAGACAUUAUUGUACUAUUACUAAUUGCUUAGGUAUACAUAAAUCGUGAAAUAAGCACAUAUAGCUAUACAACAACAAAUUACAUAACAUUCUUUUAAUAUUUGGAGAUAAAACAAUUUUCGUUAUA